GCACCCUUCGAAUUGGGACUCUAGCCCUUUAAAUCUGCUCAGUUACCAAAAAAGAAGAGGCAUCAGACCCUGUUAAUUAAAGCUCGCCCUGGUCCAUCAUUCUGAGGAGCUGCAGUGCUCUGCUCCUUCCUGAUGGCUUAGAGAUUCUCCUUAACUCCCAGCCAUGGAUCUUGGAGAAUGUCCCCCGAGAUCAGCCGGAGAGUCUCAGUGUCUUCGCUGACGUUCCUCUGAUGUGCUCCCAAAUCUCUCUGAGAACAUCGCCCUGGACCCCCGAUGCGGCUGCCCGAGCAACCUGGAGAGGGGAAGCCCGAGAAUGAGAAAAAGGGGGACGGAGGAGCCCCUGGAGGGGGAGAGGAGCCACCGAGGAGCCAGGCCCCCGACUUUCCCACCUGGGAAAAGAUGCCGUUCCACCAUGUGACUGCUGGCUUGUUGUACAAGGGUAAUUACCUCAACCGAUCUCUCUCUGCGGGCAGCGACAGUGAGCAGCUGGCUAACAUCUCUGUGGAGGAGCUUGACGAAAUCCGUGAGGCCUUUCGGGUGCUGGACCGAGAUGGGAACGGCUUCAUCUCCAAGCAGGAGCUGGGCAUGGCCAUGCGUUCACUGGGGUACAUGCCCAGUGAGGUGGAGCUGGCCAUCAUCAUGCAGCGCUUGGACAUGGAUGGAGAUGGCCAGGUGGAUUUUGAUGAAUUCAUGACAAUUCUUGGCCCCAAACUGGUGUCUUCAGAAGGUCGUGAUGGUUUUCUUGGAAACACAAUAGAUAGCAUAUUCUGGCAGUUUGACAUGCAAAGGAUAACUCUGGAAGAGUUGAAGCACAUUCUCUAUCACGCCUUCCGGGACCACUUAACAAUGAAGGACAUUGAGAAUAUCAUCAUCAAUGAGGAAGAGAGCCUGAACGAGACCUCGGGGAACUGCCAGACAGAGUUUGAAGGAGUGCAUUCCCAGAAACAGAACAGACAGACCUGCGUCCGGAAGAGCCUCAUAUGCGCCUUCGCCAUGGCCUUCAUUAUAAGCGUCAUGCUGAUUGCGGCCAAUCAGAUCCUGCGGAGCGGCAUGGAGUAGCAGCCUCCCGCCAGCCAGUCACACUGUGUUGCCAGCUCACCGCGCAUGUGCAUGCCCUGCGGGCAGACUCUUCCUCCACAAAGCAGACAUGGACUGAGGGACGAAUGCAGACAAUGGCACAGUUCAGUAAAGAACCCAAGCUUGCAGUGCAACUGGGGUUGCAAAUCGACUUCACCUCCUUGGCAGGGACACAAAAGGGCUGUCUUCAAUGCUUUAAUGGUUUUUGUUUCCUAAUGCAAUAAAUAGCCAGGAGUUCCAAAUUAUUGCUUCAACCACCAGUAGUAACUUUAAAGAAAAACUUCAUUUUCUUCUUGGAACUCCAACGGCCACCCAGAAGUAAAGGUGAGAGAGCACGAGAGAGGCAUGAACACGUAAUCACCUCCACGCCCCAUUCUUGCAGCCCAGCGGUCAACAGGAGACUCCUACUGGGGUCAACCCUCAUCUCCAAGAGACUGGCUUCCGGGUUGCUUCAGUAGAGGGGGCUUUCCUUCUCGCCCUGGCUUCCCCCCUCCACCCUGUGGAGAUUCCCCCCAAGGCAUGAGGGGAAAGCCUUGAAGUGAGUGCAGCCCUUGGCAGUCUGCAGCUGCACCUCCAUUGCUUCCGUUCUUUCUGCCUUUUGUACAGGACUCGGUUGGUAGAGUUGGGGAGCUCUCGGUUUCCGUCGGCACUUGGCUUUCUGUUCCUAGAGCCCAUCCCGCACCAGCAUUUUGGAAUCUGCAGAGAGCCUUCCUCCCAGCUUCACCGCCUGUCUGCCACUAGAGAACAGAGAAGUGUAAUCGUGGGCAUCUCUAUAACAUAGAUACAUAGACAGACAUAGGUAUUUGGCUUCUUCAUGUGUGACGUCAUCAUUUCCUAAUCGCUUCCUUCAGAUAUGAGCUUGUCCUCCCUCCCACCUUCAUCCCUGCGUCUUCUGUACAGGGGUGUAGCAAGUGGACGGCAGGGAAGGGACUGAGACUGGUGGUGAGGAGUUGUUGGCAGCCCCACCCCGGUCGUCUGAACUAAUGGAGCCCACCAUGCCUCCAUGCCUGAUGACUUCUGUAAGUUAAGGUCCUCGUGGGUGCAUUUUACCUUUUCCCCAUCUUAAAGUUUGCUUCGUUAGUUAGUUUUCCCCAGCUAACAAGAGGAAUACAGUCCAAAGUAGAAAAGAGGAAAGAUUAAAUGACUGUAUUUUACAUAAUAUUGCUGGCAUUCAGAUUCUGCAACUGACUCAUUUUCACAAGGAGGGGGAAAGAUGUUAAUGGGUGUAGCCAACAUGACAGGUAAUUUGUCCUGCCUGUGAAAUACUGCUGGGGAAGAGAACUGAAUCCAAUGGUCCAUUUUCAAAACCAUUUCAAGUCUGUAAUUUCCUCACUUUUCCCAGGUCCCAUAAUAGCCACCACUCUUAAGUCAAGCUUACAUAGUCAUAUUAGCCAAUAAUCUCUAGAUGUAAUAUUUCCCUUUGUACUUUGCCAAGCUCAGGUCUUUAUUUCUGUAAUGGAAUUAUCUGGCUCCUAUUUCUUUCCAUUGCAUCUAAAAGCUAUAUGCUUUUCCCUUCUCCUUUCCCCCCACUUUCUUCCAGUGUCGAGGCACUAGAUCUUUUCUCUCUGAAUGCAGCAGGGAGGUUUUUUUGGUGCCAUGUGUGUUCCUGAAGCCCUCCUCCUGUCUAAUCUCCCUAUCAGCUUUCUCCCUACUGCCUUCUUAGACUUGGAGCAGCCAGGAUCUCCAUUUAGGGUCUUCUUCCAAUUCACCUCUGCAGGCGCUCUAGGCAACAGCCUGGGAGCAGCUGAGAGAGUGCAAAUAUUCACAAUGAGCACAAGUAAAACUAGGGUUUGAGCCAUAGUAUGGAAGAGGGAGCACUUGUAAACCCUCAAGAAGCCAGGGGGCUGAGAGUCCCUCUGUAAAACCUCCUUAAGUCUGGCACAUACAGGCCAGACUGAGGAAGGCAACAACCUGCCUUUCCCUUCCUUCUCUGUCCUGCCCUGUCACUGCACACACUGCGCACACUGCACACCUGCCCUUCUGCCCCUCCCCUUGGCUGACUCACCACAGGGCCCUGGAUCAGAAUCAUAAACUAGAACAGGUCCAAAUGCAGAAUACUAAUACAUCAGAAAACUUCAUCCUUAGUUUCUGCUCAGGGUGGCUUGCUGUCUCCCAUCUGGACAUGAAUGGGAGGGCAUUAAAAAGUGUUGUAGGGACAUGCUUCCCUACCUUUCAAUGACCCCUGAACCACUACAUUAGGUCCUGCAAGAGAUGGGGCUGCAGGAUCCUAGGUAGACUGAGUAGAAAAUCCAAGGGUUAUUCUUAAAAGACCCCUACUCCAUGAGAGAGGGGUGCAGUACUGCAGCUGAGGCUGACCUUCAGGGCAGAAAGAGAGUACCUCUUCAAACACUGCUUUGCUGCAAGUUCUUCUGCCUCCAGUUGGAAGACAGAUCUCAAAGAAUGUGGGGGUUAGAUUUCAUUCACAGAGAUACUAGCCAGUGUUUAGGAGUGGGGAUUAAAAGGAGUUCUGGAGAGGUAUCAACAACCUUUUCCUUACAAAGGCCAUAGCAUUCCUUCCCUAAAGAGAACCCCUUUUCACUCUCACAAUGACCUGGAAACAAGCCCUUCCUACCCAGGAGCCAAAUCUAGGAGAUUAUAUCCCUGUCUAGGCUGCUAGGAAAGAGGGCAUAAAGAAGACAGAACUCUCUCUGAUGGCCUAGAAUUUAGCCUGCUGCCACAGUAACCUCAACGUGGCACCUGGGGGCUGAGGGACACAGUGUGUGGAGACAGCUGUGAGCCCAGAGUUUGUCCCUGUAACUUGCACCAUGGCUGCUUUGCUUGGACAGUCUGUCUUUGAUAUAUCUAAGGCUCUGGGCUUUAGGCAGCCCCCACUCCACCACAACCUGUGUACAGAAAGCUUCACCAGGGCCUUAAGCCAAUUAACAUCCUCAUUACAGGCUAUCAUGCUCAUGGCUGAAGGCUCCAGAAGACCCUGGUCCGCCAUGCCCAGGUGGCCCCAACUGGAGGUGACUUCUGCAAGAACCAGAAGGGAGGAGCCCAGCCCUCACUGUGCCCUGUAUUCCUUAAUAGACUUAGGAGUCAGAGACGUAGGCUGUCUGCUAUGGGGUGACAGUGACUUCUCACUGCAAGAAUAGGUGAUUCUCCUAUAUACACACCUCACAUCGUACAGGUGAUGAGCAGGGAGGCAUUUCACUUGGGAAAGGGAAGUGGGCCCUGGCCACCUUCAUCCACCAAAGAAGCUGUCUCCUACCAUUCCAGAUGCAGACAGAGCUCUCAAACAAGACUCAGUAUUGGAACUAAUAGCUUCCAGAAUGUGCGUGGGUCCCAUGUGACCGAUUGGUUAAAGAAAAAAAGAUAUUACCAUGGCAACCCUUACAUUUCCCCCUGAGUUUGCCACGGCACACAAAAAUAGGGAACAUUUUCUUAAAGAAUACUCCGGUUCUGCAUGAGUGCAACCUGACUCCCUGAAUCCUGCAGGGAGGGGGCAUUACCCUCAAAGAAUCCCAGUGGUUUCUUGGCCUUUUGCUCUUGUGUUUGGACUCUGCUCAGGAGAAUAGGAGCUACCUGUAAACUGGGUGAUAUCCUCUCCACGUCUUCCCUUUGCCCAUCUCCCAGGUGUUCUGAACAAGGACCUCUUAACCUAGGCAAAAAAAAAAAAAAGAAGGGCAGAAAUAUUGUCUGGAAGGGGGGGGGGGACCACAAUAUUUGAAGCCUCCAAUCUUUAAAAGCAUCUGUGUGCCCGUUGAGAAUUUCUCCCGCAUCCAGAAAUGUGAACUUCCGUGAACUGAGGUUUGCAUGUGGUCUUAGGCAAGCCCAGUGGCUUCAGAAGUUCCCAAGUGUUUCAUUUGCUGAGAACAAGAUGUGCACUAGGAGUUUUCUUUCCAAUACCUGCUCUCCUCUCACAUUUCAUAUGACAAAUGGUCUGUCUUGUGGUUAUCCAAAAGAACUGAAUGAAAGAUGGGCAGCUCAUUUUGACAAUAAUGUCCCUCCCAACCUCUCAUCUGCAGCAUCAGAAAGUGAUCUAUCUAAGCACUGGAAGAGGAAAAAUUGACCUUUUAUUCCAAAUGCCUCCUACUAGGCAUAAGUCCAGACUCAGGUCGUACAUCAAAGAGAGAUUUGCAUGUCGUGCUUACCCUGUAGCUAACAGCCUCCCUGGGACUAUGUGAGGGCACAGCCAGAAGAUGAAGGAUGUGACCACAAGGGGAGCCUCCCCUGGUUGGGCUGCCCAGCCAUGGAAUCCUGUUCCCACUCUACCUUUGCUCUCCAUCCCCUUGGAAGCUGCUGAGCUCUGCUCUUCCCAACCUGAGGUCUCAAAUCAUGGUGGGUCCUUCUACUGCACUGACUACUCCUCUACAGGCCCACAGGAAUCGUGUUCUUUAUAAAGUUCCAUUGAGAUAGGAAGAGGGUCGGGAGGGCCCCCCUUUUCUGUAAUGCCAUAUAAGACACAGAUGCACUGAAAUUAAGCUUCUAGCCUUUGGCACACACUAGUCGCAGUGCCAGGAGGACUGCAGAGCUGUGUUCCCUGGAGAACAUCUGUCUGAACUGGCCUCAGAUCUUUCUCAGUCUCUCCAGUGAUCCCCGUGAGGCUGAGGGUCCUACAGGCCUUGCCAUAGCCAUCCAACCUCACCACCUGAUUGCUCAACUUUUCUGGAAGGAAAAUAAUCUAUCGGAAGUAGAAAAGAAACAUUAUCAGCAGCUAGGGUUUUCAAUUUGAAUUAUUUAAAGUGAUGGCAAAGUAGAGGAGGAUUAGGGCUGCCUCUUAUGGACUCUGUCUCCAUGACAAUUUAAGUGUCAGAACUGUUCAGCUUCACUUCAUACUUUCUUUGACUAAGUCACUCAGGGGACUGUCCUCAGUCAUGUGGCCUUGCUCUAGACAGUUUUGGAGGAAUAAGGUCAAGUACAGCAACCAGUCGAGCAUUUCUGUUAGCAUCCUAUGCUCAUUGCUGACACACAUGGUCAUUCUAACAGCUAUGCUUUCUACUUCCUGUUAGUUUGGGACCCUCUUCAUAUGGUCUCAGGGGACAUGACAAUAAUGUCAAAAGUCUUCAAGGCAAAAUUAAUUUGAUUCAGUUGGCUUGAAAUAUACUACAGAGAAGCAGUUUUUCCAGUUGCACAAAGACUGCCCUCUGAAACCGGACAAAACUUGCUCGGUCCCUGCUUUGGGUAGUUUAACAGCAUAAUACACUCCACAUCCUGAGCUGAGUCUCACACGCCACCUCUUUCCUCCUGGCAUGAUGGCACUGGCUUUCCAACCAGGGCCUCGUGCAGCGUUAGAUGUAUUUAUCCAUGUGAGAAGGAUGGAGUGACCGUAAUUUUCCAGUGGGGUGGAAGAGCAACCUAAUUAGGAAGGAAGAUCCCAGGGAAUGCAAAACUCAACUGUGUUCUUGCUCCCUCCCUGGUCCUGAGAGACUGAAAAAGUUUUUAAAGGGCUGCAGACGCUGGUCUCUUUUCCCUGGAUAUCUGGCCUACUUUGGGAACAUACAGGGGAUUGAGUGCCACAGGGCUGCCCAUCAACCUGAUCCGAAUGACAUGCUCUGUGAGUUUCAAGAAGAGGCCUCUCCUUGGAGGAUGCUGACAUCUGCUGAGCCUGGAACUCCUCUCCCAAGGCUCUCAGACCUACUAAACUGAGGCCAGGAGAGCAGGACAGAGCACCCGAAGCAUGGUCAGCACUCUCAGCUGGGAAAGUCGCUGGAGGAGGCAGGACUCUUGCCUUACUAGCCAGCUUCCCUCCCUGGCCUCAGGCUGCUCAUCUCUGAAACCAGAGGAAAGGUAACCCAGAAGAGCCCUCCCAUUCCGAUAAUCUGUGUAUCACAAAUUGGGGUGAACGUCUACUAUUGCCAAGCUUCCCAUUUCCCCCAUGAAAAUAGCAUGAGGGACUGGCAGCUUUUUCAAACACAAGUCCCAAGGGGCACUUGUGAUGAAGUAUCUCUUUUGGUAUCCAUUGUCUGUAAAUGAAAGAAUGCAAAUUAGCGUACAUCACAUGUGUCACGUCUUGUAGGCAAGAGGUUCUGUUUGUUCCCCGAGGAUUUGCUGAGUCAAGAAAGCAUGAAAGAUAGGCUUUGUGCCCUUGUCUUAGCCAGUGUGGAAAUUAAGGGCAUUCAGUCGCCUCGCCACAGGUCAUGUGACUCAAAAUUGUGAGUAAAUAGGGAGCAACAAAGCCAGAUUCCAAGAAAAGAUGCUUGUUUCCCCAUCCGAGAGCGCCUAACUGGAAGCUGCUGAAUAAAGAGCACAAUUUCCAGUCAUUUCUUUCUUUCCUUCUUUUCUGGCCACCGACACAGCAGUUCCAGUAUCUGUGAUAAGAGGUUUGUAAUUAUACGUAACACUGCAGAAGAAAGAAAGUCACCAUCUCUGGUGAUUGUUAAGAAUUAGAUUAACAGUCCUGGGGGGACCAGCUGCCUGCAUUGACCUUCGGAUGCCUGAGCACAGGGGCCUGCUUUAGAGGUGACCCAACCAUGUCAAUGGACAGGGGCAGGAAGGGGGCAGCUGCAGGAUCCCCAAAAAGCUCCAGCCCUUCUGCCCCACCCAUGCCAAUGUAAAAUCCUAGAUUUUUGUUCUUUCCCUUUUCACAAAGUUUGCUGAGGUUUCAGUCUUUUAAAGCAAGUCCUGCUGUUCUUUCUUGGAAAGACCUAGACCAAGAAAGGAUCCCUUUAGCUCUUGAUAGAUAUUUGGAUAAGCCAGUGUCUCUCAACUCUCUCCAAGGAAAAUCAAUGAAUACUCUUUCUUUGGUACCUGAAAAUCAGGUUUCAGGAAUCCUGGAGUGGCUUCUUUGUGGGAUUUGAUUUUUCUUCCCCAAUUUUGAAUCCAAGAAGAAGCUGUUUUGCUAAGGACUAACCAAAGACAAUACCCUUGGAGGGGAAAUCAGAUUUGUAAAGUCUGGUCAAGCAGUGGGUUGGCAAAUGGCCAUCUGUUGGAUGGAGCUGAGAGGCACAGUGAUCCUAGAGGUUGUUAGACUCUAACGUGAGUUGUUUCUCAAGCACAGUAGUAAUUGACUGGAAUCCUUGCCCCCAACACGGUGAGUGUAAAUAAAAGCACAGCCGAGGACAGUGAUGACCGAGAUGAUUAGAGCAUGGCAGCUCUUUUAUUUGGAAGGAGCCACUCAGACUGAAACUAUAGACCGCAAUCUCCCAUUUAUCUCAUCCACAUGCCCCCCUUUUUUUUUCAUUCAGUACUAGUUGAUGAUUUAUGCUAUGAAGUGAUGAGAAAGUCAGCAGAUUAGUCUAAAGAAACUCUUUAUAUAAAAUGUAAAUAUUAAUAUAAAUUAACUUGGCAUGCAACUCACUGAUCAAAGGAAGUAUAUAUUAUUAAUAUGUUAUCUUAGUGUAUAAAGGAGAACUGACUGCCAUAUUUACCGGAUGUUUUCUCUAACCAAACUUGUCUGUAAAU
This is a messenger RNA of Tupaia belangeri chinensis (Chinese tree shrew), 8421 nucleotides long. It is a transcript of the gene CALN1, whose product is annotated as calneuron 1. Gene Ontology annotation, molecular function: calcium ion binding. Gene Ontology annotation, cellular component: trans-Golgi network membrane. The transcript is spliced from 7 exons. The record is from RefSeq and is a predicted model, not a curated record. Bases 274 to 1059 code for a protein of 261 amino acids. Lineage: Eukaryota; Metazoa; Chordata; Mammalia; Scandentia; Tupaiidae.